AUGGCCACCUACCUGGAGCUGCCCACCCGUGCGAGGAUGCCCAUCCUGGGACUGGGGACCUGGCAGUGUCUCCACGGAACAGCGAGAGACGCGGUGAGAUUUGCCGUCGAUGUUGGGUAUCGCCACUUCGACUGUGCCUACCUGUACCAGAACGAGGGUGACAUCGGGCAGGCACUGCGAGAGAAAAUGGAGCAGGGGGUUGUGAGACGAGAAGAUCUCUUUAUUGUCAGCAAGCUGUGGUCUACCUUCCAUGAGAGAUCCCUGGUGAAGGAGGCAUGCCAGAAAACACUUGCUGCCCUCCAGCUGGAUUAUUUGGAUCUCUACCUGAUGCACUCGCCCAUGGGAUUCAAGGCAGGAGAGGAGCUGUAUCCUGUAGAUGGAAAUGGCAUGAUCAUUCCCAGCAACACAGACUUUCUGGAUACGUGGGAGGCUAUGCAAGAGCUGGUGGAUAUGGGAAUGGUGAAAGCCAUUGGAGUUUCCAACUUCAACUGCCAACAGCUGGAUCGGCUCCUGAGCAAACCAGGCUUGAGAUACCAACCUGCAAAUAAUCAGAUUGAGAGCCACCCUUGCCUUCCUCAGGAAGAGCUGGUUAAGUUUUGCCAAUCCAAAGGGAUCUCUGUCACUGCAUAUUGUCCCCUUGGAGCACCCAACUGGCCAUGGUCCAAGCCUGGACACAUUUCCCUUUUCGAUGACCCUCAGAUUAAGGAAAUCGCACUCAAGCACAACAAAACUCCAGCUCAG
Acanthisitta chloris (rifleman) is the source of this 741-nucleotide messenger RNA. Its product is annotated as aldose reductase-like. The transcript is spliced from 7 exons. The record is from RefSeq and is a predicted model, not a curated record. Gene Ontology annotation, molecular function: aldose reductase (NADPH) activity. NCBI's taxonomy places the organism in Eukaryota, Metazoa, Chordata, Aves, Passeriformes, Acanthisittidae. Gene Ontology annotation, cellular component: cytosol. The annotation marks the transcript as partial.